Lodderomyces parapsilosis is the source of this 1083-nucleotide messenger RNA. Its product is annotated as SUMO ligase. Gene Ontology annotation, biological process: protein sumoylation; reciprocal meiotic recombination; homologous chromosome pairing at meiosis. Bases 1 to 1083 code for a protein of 360 amino acids. The transcript has 2 exons. Gene Ontology annotation, cellular component: synaptonemal complex. Gene Ontology annotation, molecular function: SUMO transferase activity. The record is from RefSeq and is a predicted model, not a curated record. Lineage: Eukaryota; Fungi; Ascomycota; Pichiomycetes; Serinales; Debaryomycetaceae.
AUGGACAUCAAUUCACACUACAUUUACUGUGGCAUUUGUUUCAACGACUACAUAGAAGCCCAACAAUGCAACGAUCAUCUAUUGAUGACUUCAUGCGCUCACAUAAGCUGCAACAGCCACUUUGCUAAAGACGAUUCGUCAUCUGGGGGUUCCAAACUUCACCAAUGUCCUGUAUGCGGCAAUCGAGAUAUCACCACAGUGUUCAUCGAUGAGUCCAUUGCACCAGAGUUGAAGAGAUUUUUUACACCAAUAACACAACAAAUUGACGAAUUUAAUAGCUCAUGUAAAUUUCAAUUCAUCACUCUUGUUGAAAAGAUUAACCAUUUGAAGCAUGCUAAUGGGAAACUAAAAGAAAAAGUGUCGAAACAAAAGGACUUUCUCUAUGCAGCCAAAGAAGAAAUCACCCAUUUGUACAAAUACAAAUCACAAGUGGAGAAUCUUAAGCAAGAAGUGGGAAAUCUCAAGCACAAGAUAGAGGAAUAUAAUCGACCAGAAACAUUUGAGCUCACGAAUGAUGAUGAAAUCGAGUAUGGUCGAAAUAAUGAACAGGAAAAUAGCUUUAUCCAACCCACCACCAUGCGUGCACCAGAAAAGCCAUUCAACUUUGCUCUGAGCACCUUCAUCAGUAAGAUCCAUAAACAAUCGAUAAGUAAGAAGCUAGGGACAAGCGUCCCGCGAGUGGCUGCCACGAUCACCACCAUGGCUAACACCCACAAUCCCAGUAAAAGGUCCUUUUAUGCCGAAUCAACCAAGAUUGGAGAAAUCAAUUCAGUACAUCAUCAUGCUCCACUUUUAUCGUCAGGUACAGCUUCUUCGAUAUCCAAUUCUCGAGCCCAGUUUCAGAGCUUGAAUUUGAACAAGUACAGGAAUCCAACAGGGAGAGCUGCGACCAGCCAAUUGGCCUCAAGAUUGACUGCAAACAUGCGUGUCGGUACUUUAAACCAAAACAACGAUCAGCCCAGUGAUUCUGGUGGUGCGUUUCGAAUGGCAAAUACACAUUCUAAUAUGAUCAGCAGAGGACCAGUAUUGAAUCGAAUAUUGAAGAAACAUUCACUGGGGUCAUCUCGACAUUUCGGUCAUUAA